AUGUUUCUCUACCAGCUGCUCAGCUUCUUCUUCUCGGCCUCUAAAAAAGAGGAGGACUCCAAAUAUGACCUGUCUCUGUACAAGCGCGGCGACCUGCUGGAGGUGCCCCGGACAAUGUUCACACACUUUGGCAUUUACCUGGGCGACAACCGCGUGGCUCAUCUCAUCCCAGACAUCCUGCCCGUGUUCACCAAGAACAAAGCCGCCAUCGCCAAGAUGGUGACGAAUAACCGGCUGCUGGUGGGGGUGAUCACCAAGGUCGCCAGCGUGAGGGUGGACUCCGUGGCGGAUUUCGCCUACGGCUCGGAAAUUCUGAUCAACCACAUGGACAGAGUGUGCAGCCAGCCUCCUCUGGACGGGGACGAGGUGGCGCGCAGGGCCGAGAAGCUGCUGGGAUCCGUCACCUACAGCUUGCUGUGGUACAACUGUGAACACUACGUCAUGUACUGCAGAUACGGCAUGGCCAUCAGCUACCAGACGUACCAGUUCUGUACAAACGUACGAAAGAUCUUCUUCAGCAGGAUGAGUGCUUAUCUAACGGCUCUGUGUGGAGCGUGCAUGAUGCUGUAUGUGGGCUGCAUGACUCCGUUCAUGCUUCUGUCCACCCUGCUCAUCUCCUUCACCAUCUGGAUGGCCGCCUGAAGAUCUGUGCAGAGAUCAGCCCUGAAAAAAGACUGUGGUG
This is a messenger RNA of Salarias fasciatus (jewelled blenny), 682 nucleotides long. RefSeq names its product lecithin retinol acyltransferase. Gene Ontology annotation, molecular function: phosphatidylcholine-retinol O-acyltransferase activity. The record is from RefSeq and is a predicted model, not a curated record. Gene Ontology annotation, cellular component: rough endoplasmic reticulum. Bases 1 to 642 code for a protein of 213 amino acids. The transcript has 2 exons. Gene Ontology annotation, biological process: vitamin A metabolic process; retinol metabolic process. NCBI's taxonomy places the organism in Eukaryota, Metazoa, Chordata, Actinopteri, Blenniiformes, Blenniidae.